Onthophagus taurus is the source of this 1546-nucleotide messenger RNA. RefSeq lists its product as uncharacterized. NCBI's taxonomy places the organism in Eukaryota, Metazoa, Arthropoda, Insecta, Coleoptera, Scarabaeidae. The record is from RefSeq and is a predicted model, not a curated record.
UCAAAUGUACAUAUUGAAAGAACAAAAGUUUAUUGCUAUUUGUUCCGAAUAACUACAUUCCCUUUAAAAAUGUAGUUCAUAUACGCUGAUAUCAUGCUUAUUAGUGGCACUUUAGUACAUUUAUGUUCAAUUUUGUACCUUAACAUCCUCUUUAUAGGUAAUGAUGUUUCUGCCAUUCUCACCGACAAGCCACAACCGCAUUCCAACUACAUUAAGGAAAUGUUCCCAUUUCUUCAAAAAGGUGAUAAAAAUGAAGAUAUGAGUGCUCUUUUGGCUGAAGUUAAAAGAGAAAAGAGAGUUUCUCACCACGGAAAUUUUAAAAGAACUCCCCAUGUUGUUCAUUUUAAUCCCGCAUACGCACAAAAUAGACGUUUUAUCCGAAGACCUUUUGUUGGAAUUAAUAGAUUUCUCAAGAAUCGUAAUAGAAUAGGAAAACGUAAUGUUCUAUCAGGAAAUAAUGCAAGACAAAUUUUUCUCAAUCGAAAAUUUAGGGAUGUAAAAGGAAACAGAGUUAAGAGGGCAAAAAUGUCAAAAAGUAGCACAAAAAAUAACAUAGAACCUUCAAAAACAACAGCUACUUCUUUAACUAAAUCUAAGACAAAUUCAUUUGUACAAAAUUCAUUCAAUUCUACGAAGAAAAUACAGAAACGCACUGACAUUAAAAAGAAAUAUGUGAACCCAAAAAAAAGGGAAAGCGAUAUUAAAAAUGUGAAUGCAAAGGAAGAAAUAUUAGAUCCAUCGGCGUUUGAUGAUAUAACAGAAAAAAGUUUAGCACCACACAAAGCAGUUCGAUCCAUUUCUUCCACUCCUAAGGAACUAAACCAAGGUGAAGAUGAUCCUUCAAAUGAAUUUAUUAUCAGAGUAUCGGAUGACACAGAAUUUAUCGACAAUGUAAAAGAACUCGCAAAACGGGAAAUAAAACCUGAACAUAAACAUAAAAAAAAUAUAAAAAGUGUAAUCACAAAAAUUUUAAUAAUACCAGUAGAAAGACAAUUUGAAGAAGCAGGUGAUGAUACCCCCGAAGAAAUUAAUAUGGUUAGUUUAAAGCAUGCCAAGACAAACAACAAAAAGAAACUUUCUACGAAAUCUCAUAAGUCGUCUUCUAUAACUAUAUCGGAAACUGCUAAACCAAUAACAACUUCACUUGUUCCAAUGGAUACGUUAAAUGUUUUGGAAUCUGCGCAACCAGAAAGUUAUAAUAUUGUGUCAAUCAGCGAACCAAUAACUGAACCGCCAACAAAUCUAGAUGUUACAGUUCCUUCGACUAUUGCCACUAUUAAACCAACAGGUUCGAAACCAAGAAAACUAAUUAUAAAGAAAAAGUUUAGUACCAAACCUUCUUUGAAAUCGUUAACUCGCAAUUUCAAUUUGUUAUUGACUAAUAUGCCGACAAUGAAUGAAAAUAGUGUAACUAAUGUUGAUAAAAUGCCGGCUACUAGUAUACUUGACCCAUCAUAAUCUUGACAUAAUAUCUUAUAAUUAUAACGUAUUGUAUAUUAAGUAUUUUCUAAUCUCAAUUAUUCUCAAAUAAAAUUCUUAAAAUCUU